Molecule: messenger RNA, 901 nt
Organism: Rana temporaria (common frog)
Lineage: Eukaryota; Metazoa; Chordata; Amphibia; Anura; Ranidae
Product: mucin-5B-like
Exons: 4
Coding region: 79-444 (121 amino acids)
Source: RefSeq, a predicted model, not a curated record
GAAACCUGGACUUCAACAAGUAAUGCCUGUAUAUCCUAUGGCUGUAUCAAGUCAAAUGGACAGAUUUAUUCUACACUUAUGAACAAGACAUGCAAUUCUUUGACGUCACAGGAAUGUGGAAGUGGCACCUUUCAACUAAGUGCAGAUGGAUGUUGCAACAAAUGCAUACCUCCCAAACCCUGCAGAGUAGUGAAUAACAACACAAUGCUGAGGGCAUAUGGCUGUGAGCUUCAAGAGAAUGUUCCAUAUUGUGAUGGUGUUUGCAUUUCAAAGCCAGCUCCCAUGUUAUCUUCAGGCAAAGACAGGCCAUGUUUGUGUUGUGGUAUACAGAAGUCAUAUUUAAGAACAGUGAAACUAAAUUGUCCUAAUGGAAAAACAUAUAACUACAAAUAUGAUUACAUUGAACAAUGUGGCUGUGACGCUUUGAUGUGCAAGUAUUCAUAGGUUUUGAGAUGUUUACUAAAGAAGAAAUGCAAAUGAAUACAACAAUUAUGCUGCUUGAUGCUUUUUAUACAUUUCCUAUUCUUUAAGCUACUUUUUUGAAAGGUCUUAGGUUGAUUUUAAAGUUUUGGCUGUUUUACUAUACUGCAUCAUACAAGCAUAGUCUACUGUGUGUGCCUUCAGUGUUUGUAAUGCAUACUUCAGCAAACUCCUUCACAUGGUUGCAGAUUCACCUUUCUCCAAAGCUUUUAGACUACUUUUUAUGUAAUUAUCUCCAUGUGAUCCUGAAAUUAACAAAACCUUACCAUUGCCUAACUAUUAUAAUUGGUAACAGCUAGUGAUCUGUGAUUAGGUAAGCAUUUACACUACAUACAUAGUAAAAUAUGAAUAGUUUCAGAUUUUAGAUUACUAAUUAAUCAAAACAAACUACAAUAUAUAAACAUGUACAAUUUUGCAAGCA